Megalobrama amblycephala (Wuchang bream) is the source of this 1499-nucleotide messenger RNA. RefSeq names its product transcription factor 21 (gene msc). Gene Ontology annotation, molecular function: protein dimerization activity; RNA polymerase II transcription regulatory region sequence-specific DNA binding; DNA-binding transcription factor activity, RNA polymerase II-specific. The coding region runs from base 507 to 998 and encodes 163 amino acids. Gene Ontology annotation, biological process: skeletal muscle tissue development; regulation of transcription by RNA polymerase II. NCBI's taxonomy places the organism in Eukaryota, Metazoa, Chordata, Actinopteri, Cypriniformes, Xenocyprididae. The record is from RefSeq and is a predicted model, not a curated record. The transcript has 2 exons.
UAAAUAUAUAUAUAUAUAUAUAUAUAUAUAUAUAUAUAUAUAUAUAUAUAAACAAUAAUGGAGUUAGUUCAUGGCACAUUACAUGGGUUCAUACUACAUAAUAUCAGUGCCACUGUGUCAAACAAACUUGCCAAAAGUUAGAUGGGAAAAGGGGAGGAGAAAUGCCUGAUCCAUAAUGACCCGGCCAAACCCCAAACCUUAAAUGUGCUUGGUACACCACAAGGCAAGCUCUGAGAUGCUCAGUGAGAAGGGGCAGAAGAUACAGUCUGCUUGGUCUACGUGACAAUUUUAAUAACCAGAUGCUGAAUGACUUUGAAUGGUGAUUAAAUAAUGGCCUUGUUUUGACGCGCCUUUUCCUGGGCUUAUUUUACAGAGAUUGGCAAUCAAGGCAGCACCUGUUGCUUUGAAUCUACAGCAGGGACGCUGAAUAUCACAUACUAUUAAAUCACAGGACAUCAGUUUUUUCAAAAUCAAGUUCUUUGCUCUGAAACAGAGGUGCAGUCGUGAUGUCUACGGGUUCGGUGAGUGAUCCUGAAGACCUCCAGGAGCUGUCAAUCACUCACAUGGACACUCGUUCUCUGGAAGACUCAGAAGAUGAGUUUAGUAUCAAUGACAGUUUGAAAGCAAAGACCAAACAACCUCGAGCUGGUGCCAGCAACAACAAGCAACAAAUGAAGAUGGCAAAGGAUGGCAGACAGUCUCAGAGAAACGCAGCAAAUGCCAGAGAGAGAGCACGCAUGAGAGUUCUGAGUAAAGCUUUCUCUCGGCUGAAGACCAGCCUGCCGUGGGUACCAGCAGACACCAAACUGUCAAAGCUGGACACGCUGCGUCUGGCAUCCAGCUAUAUAUCUCACCUCAGACAGCUCUUACAAGAGGACAGAUACCAGAACAGCUUUGUGCAUCCUGUAAACUUGACCUGGCCUUUUGUGGUCUCGGCACGAUCAGAGGACACCAAAGACAUUUCAACAGCGGUCAGACUAUGUGGAGCUACAGCAUAAACAUCUGGCACCUCUCUGUCUUUUAUCCCCCUCCAUCUCUCUCUUUACUGUCUGUGCUCAUGCACUUCCUUUGAACUUACAUCAAUGGACAUUAUGCAAUGAACGCAACUGCAUGUGGGACGUACCUGUAGUUAAACAGCAAAGUCAUUGCACACAAAUCUGUUUUUAUAGCGUGAUUGUUAUGUUUAUUUAGCAAAUAUAAGCAGAUAUUACUAUGUGUUUGAUUAUUUUGCUGUCUGUAUGUAGCUUAAAUGUAACUUUUAAAGAAAAAAGAACAAAUUGCAUGACCAGAAGCACAGAAAAUCGCUUUUAUUGUUUUAAAGCGCUUGUAAUUUUUCUAACCAUCCAGCAGACAUUUAAAAAUCUGAUUUUGAUAGGAUGUUUUCAAUCUGUGGAAACAGCUUCAGUUUGUUUAGAGUUUUAUUUUUCACUAAGCAGCAGCAUCAAGUAUGUAAUUAAAGGAUUAGUUCACAUUCAAAUUAAAAUUUCCUGAUAAUUUAC